Molecule: messenger RNA, 954 nt
Organism: Peronospora farinosa
Lineage: Eukaryota; Oomycota; Peronosporomycetes; Peronosporales; Peronosporaceae
Source: the annotation of a GenBank genome assembly
AUGGGCAAGAAGACCAACUGGACGACGACCGAAGAUCAAACGCUGUGUCGUGUGUGGUUAAGCGCGAGUGAUUUACAACUGCAUGGUGUAGAACAGAAGGCUUCUAAUUUUUGGAAUGUGGUGAUGGAGUUGUUUCAUCAGGAGUUGGGGUCUCCAGUCGAGCGGCCACUCAAUGGACUUAAAGUGCGUUGGACUCGCAUUAAUCGCGACUCGCAGAAAUUUGCAUCUAUUUUCAAUGAACUGCAGAAUAAACGGAUGAAACAGGCUGAAGAAAGUGGAAAUGAUUCGUCUACAGAAGUGGCUUUACUGACGGAGCAGCCGUGGAUCGAUGACGCCAAGAUUAUUUUCCAUCGGAUUUACAAUACGAAAUUCGCUUUUGAACCCUGUUGGAAGCAGUUACGGUAUUCUCCCAAGUGGGUGCAAUUGUUUGCGAAUUCUAGCAAUUACCCAGUGCUUGCAAUGAAUGCAUUGCCAGGUACGCCCGAUGUAGCGACGGAGGAGUCUACACAUGCAGAAGCGCUUUCUGACGAUACCAGUAGUGAACUAGAGACGACAGAGAAUCCUACAUUGCCAUCUACGGAACCGAAAGUGGAGAUCUCGGUGCCUUCUAUUAAUGAGACAACGACGUCUCCUAUGGACGCAGUAGCUACUGCUACUCAAGUGUCCGAUACGAACGCAUACGUCGUUCCUCCUAGUCACAAAAGGCGCGCAGAUGUACCACUCGAAUCGUACGCACAAAUCGCCAACCAAAAUCAGCUGCAAGGACUUACCAGUACGUUGGUUCAUGAGCUCAAGCGACAGAAUGACUUGAUAGAAGAUCAGAACACCAUCGCGUUGCUCAAGAUCAACGGCGAAAUGAUCGUGGAUGCAGACACUCGACAAUGCUAUCAACUGUUACGAGCUCGUUAUCUCGAGAAAGCACGCAAUAAUAGUCGACCUAGUACGCUAGUAUAA